GUGCACCGUGUAAGGGAAGAGCCUGGCGUUUCCUCAGAGGCGGAAGGCGUCUUCCCGGGCGACGACGCAGCGGGACAGCGUCCGCAGUCGCUAGGCUGCCGCAGCCGUGCCGGGCGGAGACUCGGCGGCGCGUUGUGGGGCGCUGGGUACCCUGCCUGCCUUGGCCGCUCGGCUCCGGGCUGUGAGGUGACUCAAACUGAAUUUUCCAGCUACAGAAUGUAUAGUUCCUCAAAAGGUAAAUGAAAAUUGAAGUUGUGAUGAAUAAACUGGAAUUAAAAGAAGACAAGAUGCUGAAGGUUCAAUUUGUGGGAGAUGAUGAUGUUCUUAAUCACAUUCUUGAUAGAGAAGGAGGAGCUAAAUUAAAGAAGGAGCGAGCUCAGCUUUUGGUCAACACAAAAAGAAUAAUAAAGAAGCCAGAAUGUGAUUUGGAGGAGGAAGUUGACCAGGAAGUCUUAAAAGAUCAGAACUAUGUGGAAGUUUUGGGAACAAAUGUUCAAGAAUCCUUGAAAAAUGGCUCUGCUACAGAUGGUGGAAAUAAAGUUUAUUCUUUUCAGAAUAGAAAGCACCCAGAAAAAAUGUCUAGAUUAGCUUCAGAACUAGCAAACACACCAAGAAAAAGUGUUUCAUUCAAUUUGAAGAAUGGUUCUGAAAUUAUGAUAAAUAUUCCACAAAGUAGCAAAGGACAAUCUGGUUCAGGAAAAGGUCAGCUAAAGAACAGUGACAAAAGUGAACCAACAUCAACAACACCUCGUAGUCUAAGAAAAAGAUUAAUAGUUCCAAGGUCUCAUUCUGACAGUGAAAGUGAAUAUUCUGCUUCCAACUCAGAGGAUGAUGAAGGGGUUGCACAGGAAUAUGAAGAGGACACUAAUGCAGUCGUAGUCAGCCAAAAGAUUGAAGCUCAGAAUAGAGUAGUUUCAGCUCCUGUUUGCAAAGAAACGCCUUCUAAGAAAAUGAAAAGAGAGAAAACAAGUGACUUAGUAGAAGAAUAUUUUGAAGCUCACAGCAGUUCAAAAGUUUUAACCUCUGACAGAACGCUGCAGAAGCUAAAGAGAGCUAAAUUGGAUCAGCAAAGUUUGCGUCACUUAUUGAGCAAGGUUUCUCCUUCCUUUUCUGCUGAACUUAAACAACUAAAUCAACAAUAUGAAAACUUAUUUCAUAAAUGGAUGCUACAGUUACACCUUGGAUUCAACAUUGUACUUUAUGGUUUGGGUUCUAAGAGAGAUUUACUAGAAAGGUUUCGAACCACCAUGCUGCAAGAUUCUGUUCAUGUUGUCAUCAAUGGCUUCUUUCCUGGAAUCACUGUGAAAUCAGUCCUGAAUUCUAUAACAGAAGAAGUUCUUGAUUAUAUGGGUACAUUCCGAAGUGUAUUGGAUCAGCUAGAUUGGAUAAUAAACAAAUUUAAAGAAGAUUCUUCUCUAGAACUUUUCCUUCUCAUCCACAAUUUGGAUAGCCAAAUGUUGAGAGGAGACAAGAGCCAGCAAAUUAUUGGACAGCUCGCAUCUUUGCGUAACAUAUACCUGAUAGCAUCUAUUGAUCACCUCAAUGCUCCUCUCAUGUGGGAUCAUGCAAAGCAGAGUCUUUAUAACUGGCUCUGGUAUGAAGCUACUACAUACAGUCCUUACACUGAGGAAACCUCCUAUGAGAAUUCUCUUCUGGUUAAACAGUCGGGAUCCUUACCACUUAGCUCUCUGACUCAUGUCUUACGAAGCCUCACCCCUAAUGCAAGGGGGAUUUUCAGGCUACUAAUAAAGUAUCAGCUGGAUAACCAGGAUAACCCUUCUUACAUUGGACUGUCUUUUCAAGAUUUUUACCAGCAGUGUCGAGAAGCAUUCCUUGUCAACAGUGAUCUGACACUCCGGGCCCAGUUAACUGAAUUUAGGGACCACAAGCUUAUACGAACAAAGAAGGGAACUGAUGGAGUUGAGUACUUAGUAAUUCCUGUUGACAGUGGAACACUGACAGACUUUUUGGAAAAGGAGGAAGAGGAGGCUUGAAGCUGUCCUUUACCCUCGAACCCCUCCAUGGAAGGUUGUGAUACCCCAGCGGCCACUCCUCUAGUUGAAAGUUUACAUCCAACAUUAGAUUAUUUUUCCACUGAACAAGAUUAAAAUUGGGAGGGGUAAUGUCAUCAAUUAGAAGUUUUGAUUAGCCUGGCUGGUAUACCGUGUCUCGUACUAUGCAGUGGUCCUCCAGUGGGAGAAAAUGUGCCUUUCAUUCAUUACCUCUGGAUUCUUGAUGGAAUGAACAGUGUGCUCAGGGACUAUCUGGAACUGGAUAUUUUUUGAAAAUUUUUUUAUACUAAAGAUAGUAUUCCUAAUUUUUUGAGGGCCUUUUAAUACUCCCCGAGCUAGCUGACUGUUUGCAAGGGUGCUGGUUCCAGAGUGUGAAGUACAAAGACACAGGCAUCAUGUAAAUCGGCUUUAUUUGCUGUUCGGUGUGUGGGAACCAGUGACUGCAAUAGAGAAGACGGAUCAUCUCUUACCAUUUCCGAAACGACUUAACAAAAGGUAUAGGCUGGGAAAAAGCGAGUGAUCUAGCUUUCUCCUUUUGGAUUUAGCCUACCUUCUUAGGGGAUGGGAUAAUGGGAAAAGUAUAAGGAGUUUAUUUGUAUAUUCAAUCUGGAAAGCAUAAGAACAACAGAUUAGGUUAGGAAUAGUUAAUAUCUGUGCCAUGAUGUUCAUGAUACAAGUGAGAGGCCAGGCUAAAGAAAUAAAAUCUUGAAAUUACAUGUUAGUAGCUUUUGAACAACAGAAAAUGACACUUCACUGUUACUGUACACUGACACAUUUCUCUGUUCUUGAAUAACAGGCAGAUGCGCAGCACUUUAGUGCUGGCUGCAAAUUAAUCUGGAGUCCUCUGUCAAGUAGAUGUGAACCUCAGUGUACGAUAAUUCCCAUUUUAAGGUGAUGGUUUCAAACCCGAAUAUUUAUACGAGCCUGUUUUCUUAGAGAAGAACAAAAAGCUACCCUUGGCCACCAUUUUCAGCUAAUAGUCUUCAAUCACCCCCUGAAAUAUUUCAUUGUUGGGAAUUACAUUGUUAAAGUAUCACUGUAAUAAACUAUGUACUGCAUCUGCAUUUUUCACUUAUUUCUUAUCUGAUAAAUUCCUUUCAUGAACAUACUUCUAAAAAUGCUUGGAUUUUUUAUUUUAAUUAGUGCCAAAGGAUAUUCAGUGGAAAUGAGGUUCCUUCCCAUUUUCUGAUCCCUAGUCCCUUAGGAAAAAACACUGACAGCAGUUUAAGUAUUCUUCCCAAGAGCCUAUGCAUAUGUAGGGCUCUCUGUCUUUUAAAAACACAAAUGACAAGAUAUUUGCUGGUUUGCACCUUGCUUUUUGCUUAAUAUAUUUAGUUUAUAAAACUUACAGUAUAAAAAAUGUGUGUAUAUAUAUAUAUAAAAUCUUAAAUGAUCUAAUGUGUAAAUUUUCACAUUUGCCCUUAAAUAUCUAGUUGUUUAUUUUUAUAAUUUUUGUGCGUAUUCUAUUUGCGGGCGUCCGUGUCAAUAGACUUUAUUAUCAAUAAAAGCCAGUGUGGACAGAA
Molecule: messenger RNA, 3535 nt
Organism: Lepus europaeus (European hare)
Lineage: Eukaryota; Metazoa; Chordata; Mammalia; Lagomorpha; Leporidae
Gene: ORC2
Product: origin recognition complex subunit 2
Exons: 18
Coding region: 240-1994 (584 amino acids)
Biological process (GO): DNA replication
Cellular component (GO): nucleus; nuclear origin of replication recognition complex
Molecular function (GO): DNA replication origin binding
Source: RefSeq, a predicted model, not a curated record